Priapulus caudatus is the source of this 1620-nucleotide messenger RNA. RefSeq names its product acetylcholine receptor subunit alpha-like. Gene Ontology annotation, biological process: chemical synaptic transmission; monoatomic ion transmembrane transport; nervous system process. The record is from RefSeq and is a predicted model, not a curated record. Lineage: Eukaryota; Metazoa; Priapulida; Priapulimorpha; Priapulimorphida; Priapulidae. Gene Ontology annotation, cellular component: neuron projection; synapse; membrane. Gene Ontology annotation, molecular function: neurotransmitter receptor activity; transmembrane signaling receptor activity; extracellular ligand-gated monoatomic ion channel activity.
CACCUCCUGUCGUCGCCCGCCGUCGCCACGACCCUGCCGACACCGCUUCACACGUCACAGCGUCAGAGAGAGAGAGAACGACGAACGACGACAAAGCAGGCGAAUUCUCACGCCUCUGACGGCGACGGUAUUUACCUCCGUCCACCUUCUCGAAUCUCGAAUCUCGGAUCUCGGAACCCGGAUCAUGCUGCGAGCGCUGCUGGUGGCGCUGUCGACCCUGUGCGUCGUCUGGCGUCGCGAAUCGGUGCGAAGCGACUGUACGAGGACCUGCUAGGGAACUACAACCGUCUCAUCAGGCCCGUCGGCAACAACACCGACAAGCUGACAGUCAAGCUGGGGCUGAGGCUGUCGCAACUCAUCGACGUGGAUGAGAAGAAUCAGAUCAUGACCACAAACGUUUGGAUUCGACAGAUUAAUGACGCGAGCGGCAGAGAAUCUGCGGCCGACGUGCCGGGGGCGGCGACGUUAUUGACGGGCGAUAAUAUGCGCUUUGAAGAUGAGUCGAAAACGAGCAGAGAAUGGUACGACUACAAGAGUUGGCGGUGGGAGGCGAACGCAAUAAUGGGCGGCGUUAACCUUCUCUACGUGCCCUCCAGCAGCAUAUGGCUGCCGGACAUAGUACUCUAUAACAAUGCUGAUGGCCAUUACCAAAGAACGUCGAUGUUUUACCCGUUUGACGAGCAAACGUGGCGCAAUGGAAUUGCGGCUGACGUGGACGUACGUAAUGGAUUUCAGGUGGACCUCAUACACCGCGACGACGAUAACGGUAGGUUUGUUGACAAGGAGUACGGCAUCGAUCUUCAGGAGUUCUAUCCGAGUGUAGAAUGGGACGUCCUGGCCGUGCCAGCAACGCGCCACGAACGCUACUACCCGUGCUGCCCCGAACCAUUCCCAGACAUCACCUACUACGUGCAGAUGCGUCGAAAGACGCUCUUCUACACCGUGAACCUGAUCAUACCCUGCGUGUCGAUCUCCUUUCUCACCGUGCUCGUCUUCUACCUGCCGUCGGACAGCGGCGAGAAGGUGACGCUGUGCAUCUCGAUCUUGCUCAGCCUCACCGUCUUCUUCUUGCUGCUGUCCGAAAUCAUCCCGCCGACGUCCAUCGUGAUUCCACUCAUCGGUAAAUACCUGCUCUUCACGCUGAUUCUCGUCACGCUGUCGAUCUGCGUGACCGUGUACGUGCUCAACGUGCAUUUCCGCACGCCGGCAACGCAUACGAUGUCGCCGUGGGUGAAACGCGUUUUCCUCAACAUCCUGCCGCGUCUGCUAUUCAUCCGGCGACCGAUCGACGAGCGAAACCGACAGCCGACGACGAAGACGAGCUUCCGGGCUUGCAACGGGCUCGACUUCCGCGAGAUGAAACGUAUCAGUCCGUCGUCAUCGCUCGGCAGUCCGCGCUUCAUACGAAUCUCUCAGUCGGAGCGAGAUCAAAGCAAGGCGGACUCGCGGCGCUUCAAGCCCUACCCGGACGACGUCGUGAGAGCGAUGAGGGGAAUUCAGUACAUCGCCGAACACCUGCAGGAUGAAGAUGACCUACGUCAGGAGAAAUUCUGGUCGAUGGCGCGGCGGCGCACAAAAACCGCUUGUUGCGAGAGCGCCUUUCAUGUCUCUGCUGUAUGA